Ricinus communis (castor bean) is the source of this 1879-nucleotide messenger RNA. RefSeq names its product trans-cinnamate 4-monooxygenase. Gene Ontology annotation, molecular function: trans-cinnamate 4-monooxygenase activity; heme binding; iron ion binding. The record is from RefSeq and is a predicted model, not a curated record. Gene Ontology annotation, biological process: lignin metabolic process. The transcript has 3 exons. NCBI's taxonomy places the organism in Eukaryota, Viridiplantae, Streptophyta, Magnoliopsida, Malpighiales, Euphorbiaceae. Bases 150 to 1667 code for a protein of 505 amino acids.
AUGCCUCACCUAACGUGCCUAUCAACCUCCAAAAGCCUCAACCUCCAGCUCCUCCUUUAUAAAAGCCCCUCCUCGUUCCCUCUCUCUCUUAAAACACCAUACCCACUGCUCUUCAUUUCAUCCUCUCUCUUGCUAGUAGCCACUUAGAUAUGGAUCCCCUCCUUCUGGAGAAGACCCUUUUGGGCCUUUUCGCUGCUGUCAUUGUUGCCAUAGUCAUAUCCAAGUUACGCGGCAAGCGUUUCAAGCUCCCUCCGGGACCUCUGCCUGUGCCCGUGUUUGGGAACUGGCUUCAAGUUGGGGAUGAUCUGAACCAGCGUAACCUCGCCGACCUUGCUAAGAAAUUCGGAGACAUCCUGCUUCUCCGCAUGGGACAGCGCAACCUCGUCGUUGUCUCCUCGCCCGACUUGGCCAAAGAGGUUUUGCACACACAGGGCGUCGAGUUCGGGUCGAGAACCCGAAACGUCGUGUUUGAUAUUUUCACCGGGAAAGGACAGGACAUGGUGUUCACCGUCUACGGUGAACACUGGAGAAAGAUGAGGAGAAUCAUGACUGUUCCAUUCUUUACUAACAAGGUUGUCCAGCAGUACAGGUACGGAUGGGAAGAUGAGGCGGCGCGUGUGGUGGAGGAUGUGAAGAAGAACCCAGAAUCGGCUACCAAUGGUAUUGUGUUGAGGAGGAGGUUGCAGCUGAUGAUGUACAACAAUAUGUACAGAAUCAUGUUCGACAGGAGAUUUGAGAGUGAGGAAGAUCCUCUGUUUGUGAAACUAAGGGCUUUGAAUGGCGAGAGGAGUAGGCUGGCGCAGAGCUUUGAGUAUAAUUAUGGCGAUUUCAUUCCCAUUUUAAGACCUUUCUUAAGAGGUUACUUGAAGAUCUGUAAGGAAGUUAAGGAAAGGAGGCUGCAGCUCUUCAAGGACUACUUUGUUGAUGAGAGAAAGAAACUUGGAAGCACAAAGAGCAUGAACAACGAAGGCUUGAAAUGCGCAAUUGAUCAUAUUUUAGACGCACAGCAGAAGGGAGAGAUCAAUGAAGACAACGUCCUUUACAUUGUUGAGAACAUCAAUGUUGCUGCAAUUGAGACAACGCUAUGGUCAAUUGAGUGGGGCAUUGCUGAGCUAGUGAACCAUCCUGAAAUCCAGAAGAAGCUCAGGGAUGAGCUCGACACCGUCCUUGGACCUGGCAACCAAAUCACUGAACCUGAUACCUACAAGCUUCCAUACCUUCAGGCUGUUGUUAAAGAGACUCUCCGACUCAGAAUGGCAAUUCCUCUGCUUGUGCCUCACAUGAAUCUCCAUGACGCUAAGCUUAGUGGGUACGACAUUCCUGCCGAAAGCAAAAUUUUAGUGAACGCUUGGUGGCUUGCCAACAAUCCUGCAAACUGGAAAAACCCUGAAGAAUUCAGGCCAGAGAGGUUCUUGGAAGAGGAAUCCAAGGUUGAGGCCAAUGGGAAUGAUUUCAGGUACCUUCCGUUCGGAGUCGGAAGAAGGAGCUGCCCUGGAAUCAUUCUUGCAUUGCCAAUCCUUGGCAUUACUUUGGGACGUUUAGUACAGAAUUUCGAGCUCUUGCCACCUCCUGGACAAUCAAAGCUUGACACCACAGAGAAGGGUGGGCAGUUCAGCUUGCAUAUACUGAAGCACUCCACCAUUGUUGCCAAGCCAAGAUCAUUUUAAUUUCACACUGUUUGUUUUCUCUCUCUCCUUUUUUUUUUUGGGAUGUAAUGCUACUAUGAGAUUGUUGAAGAAAGUGAGAAAUGAUUUUGAAUGUGGGAUUGGGAUGGGACAGGAGGAUUAUAAUAUAUCUUAUGGGUUGUGACAGUGUAAAUCUAUGAGCUUCAAAUGAUUUUAAUGACUGUAAUAAUUAAGUCUAAUAUCUCUUUCAUUAA